Messenger RNA from Vitrella brassicaformis, 1053 nucleotides. Lineage: Eukaryota; Vitrellaceae. The record is from the annotation of a GenBank genome assembly.
AUGACAUACGGAAGGUGGUACUUUUCCAUUCGUCCUGGGCUACUCUCCUUCGAAAUCGAGGAAAAAAGGUACCAAGGGAAGAGGCGCUCGAACCGUUUGAAAUAAACGUAAGAUCGCGGAGUCGGGGUAUACCGCGAAAACGAAGAGCCGCAAAUACAACGGACAAAGAUUCGCCAUUAUUGGGGAAACUGUCAUUAUUUAAUUGCAAUCCGAGCGAAGUCAGCGAGGCUCUCGAACGGAAUGGCCAUGAGCUGCUCGGCAAAACGGUGAGUGCGACACCUACCAUGCCAAUCUGAUCCCAUCAUGCAUGCGAACUUGCAGGUGGCCGUCGUGACGUCCGCGGACAUAGAGCGUGCCAAAGGAAUGAUGCAAGAGGAUGUGGUCGUUUCGGUGAGGAUGAGGAAGAUGGCUUCGGGAUGCUGCAAGCCGACGAAUACAGCGACGAUGAGGUGGGCAGGGGAACAGUCACACGCACACAGAGAGCAGCCACCAGUGCGGCAGUCUGUCUGUCUGCGUGCAGGUUGAUGAUGCCACUGAGGACAUACCGAGUAUGAUGAGGAUAUCGAUGACGCCACUGGCGUGUUGCGACAGCUCAGACCCGCCCGCCAGACAGCCACGGCCACUGACCCAGGCUCUUCUUCCGCCGCUGCCGCAGCUGGCGCCAUUUCUGCCCGUUACCGAUGCCCCAUGGGCUUCCCCGGGCCCUUCCCCAGACCAUUCUGACUAUGACUGAAAGGUAGUAUCCAGUGUGCACCCAGUACGGACUCAUUCAUGUGUUGGGUUGGUCUCCGUUCGUUCGUUCCUCUGGUGUGACAGGUGUCGCCGGCAGUGGUCUCAGAAGGAUCCUCCUUCGGGGUUCGGCAGGUUCCAUAGAGAUUCGAGACUAUUGUCCUUGUGAAUGUUUUUGUCUUCAUCUGUGUAUGUGGGUGGGUCUUUGUCGUCGGAGGGUGUGUGUUUGUAUGUGCACGUAUAUAGCAGUCAGUGCUAUCUUUGUCACGCACGUCUGUACUUACGGGCAUACAUCAAAUACGUAUCCAUGGGAGGACACAGCAC